CCAUAUCACUAAAAAUCUUUUCCCAGAGCAAUCGAUACAACAAUGUACAAUCCUGAAUACCACUACUUCUUCAAGCUCUUGCUUAUUGGCGACGCCGAUGUCGGGAAGACCCGCCUGCUACUCCGUUUCGUGGAUGGCAUUUACAACCAGAAUUCCAGCGUUACCAUCGGUGUCGGCACCAGGACUCGUACUAUAGAACUGGACGGGAAGAUCAUUAAGCUGGAAAUCUGGGACACAGCAGGCGCAGAACGUUUCCGAACUAUCACAUCGGCAUAUUACCGUCGCGCACAUGGAGUUAUUGUCGUAUAUGAUGUGACCGACGGUCCCUCAUUCAAACACGUCAAGGGGUGGCUGGACGAAAUCGACCAAAGUGGUCCUCCCGGAGUGAACAAGCUCCUCGUUGGCAACAAGUCGGAUUUAACCAGUCAAAGGGUUGUGAGUCACGCCGUUGCCAAGGGAUUUGCUGAUCGGUUAUCCGUUCCGUUCCUCGAAACUUCGGCAAAGAAUGCAGUCAAUGUCGAGGAAGUCUUCCUGACCAUCGCUAAACAGCUUAAAGACAGCAUGGAGUCAAUCUCCACUCCAACUAACGAUAGCUCAAGGGCUAACAUGAUCGAUCCUGGCCAAUCGGUGUCUGCUCCGAGCUCUGGAUGCUGCUAAGCAACAUUGGAUCUUACACAGACAUUUCCACUCGGAUUGGGUGUUGUAUCCCCCUCAUCUCUUCUUGGUUUCUUGUUCCCCAUGUUUGGUGACCGGAGGCCGUCGCACGCCCUGAGAUGCGAGUCAUGAAUUGGCGCCACUUGAUUCGAUCCGUACGGCGCUUGGGCUCGUACCAUCAACUCGGUGGUGUUCAGCGAUCUGGAGCAUGUAUCUCGUAUUCUGCUUUACUUAAUGUACACCCUCAAAGUCAACCACUACCGAAUCGCAGAACCAACUCCGACAUCCUGCAAAUGAGUGGUAAUAUUUCCAACUUGGUCGAUCCCUUAUCAUGAUCAGUCUAAAAACGAGUGUCCCCACUUCUUCCGUACAACCCGGUUUUUUUUUUU
Messenger RNA from Cantharellus anzutake, 1043 nucleotides. RefSeq names its product GTP-binding protein ypt1. Bases 43 to 657 code for a protein of 204 amino acids. NCBI's taxonomy places the organism in Eukaryota, Fungi, Basidiomycota, Agaricomycetes, Cantharellales, Hydnaceae. Gene Ontology annotation, molecular function: GTPase activity; GTP binding. The record is from RefSeq and is a predicted model, not a curated record. The transcript is spliced from 6 exons.